AAUGUCGUCGCAAGUGUAGCUGAGUGUUCAACAAUUUACUAUUAUUCAACAAACCAAACGAAGUUGCACUCACUUUAAGUAAAAUAACGACAUAAUUUGUUGAUUUUCAUUCUCCUGCAAACUAGUGCUGCAGAUAUGGCUGACGAAAUGGAUCCUUGCGAGUGCCUGUGGAAUCACGAGCUGGCAAUGCGUCGGCUAAUAUCCCUGCUUCGUCAAGGGCAGUCAUACUGCACAGACAGCGAGUGCCUGGACCAGCUGCCGGGGCUUCCGCGGCCGGAGUCCUCGGCCAACAGUUUCAUGGUUAUGUUCCUCAUGAUGGCCCUAGCCCUUGCCAUGUACGCCAUGCGCCCUCGCCGCAAUCAGAUACAGGACGCCGCUAAGCCGACGCGCAAUUCUCAGGAUCAUGAUGGCGCCCCACCCACACCUCCAAGAAUAUAAACAACGGAGACAUCGCCAAGGGGUCACGCUAACAAUGAAUUCCAGUAAUUGUAUUAUAAAUAUAGUAAAAUGUACCGCACCAGGUUGUGGACACAAGAACGUCAUCACAACUUAAGUGUAGAUGUAUAUGAUCUUAUAUAGGUAUUAUCUACUGAUAAGGUUAUUAUGAGCGAUUGGAAAGAUUCGAUAUAAUCUUCAACCAUUUAGUUUCGCCGACACGCUGUUGCAUGUAUAUUAUGAACUUCGUCUGUAAAAAUUUAUUCCACUUGAAUAGAAGUAGCAGGCGUCAUAAUAGUCUACUUAUGAACUUAGAAUUUAUAACGGUCAUUCGGAUGCUCCAUGCAUUUACCUCUUAUAACUUUCUAUAUGUUUAUUAUUUUCUGCGUAUUUAUCAUCGUUUGGUGCUAUAUUUUUUCAACUACUUAUUAGCUUACAGUGUAUACUCAAUAAUCACAUCUUUUUAACUUAUUUCUGCAAACGAAAAGACAUGUUAUUUGUCCAGCUGCACACUCGAAACAUUUAUCAUGACAAUGCGAUUCGCUCCACUACUAGUGCAAUAAAUGCCUCAAAAUAUAAGAUCUGAUGUUUAUAGUAUUAUAAUAUGGUAUAAAGUGUUUGGAAGACGUAAUAAGAGUAAAAAGUUUGACAUUGUGUUGAGAAGUUUCGCAAUUGUAAUCAUGAAUAAUUUGAGCUGCGACGUUGGCCACUAUUGUUUUUGGAUUAUAUAAUAACCCUCUGUUGGUUUGCUAUUGCCUAAGUAUUACGCGGGCGAGUUAAAACAAGCGUGAACGUCAACUAGAGGUAUUUGACGAGAUUCUAUAUUUGACGAGAUUCUAGAUAAUUUAUGGGGAAAUGUGAUUUCUCUUCAUCGUGAUAUUGCCUCCAUUGGAGACUAUCAAAAAUGUCUCAUUAGCAUUUGCAAAUUCAAACAGCACUUAUGGUUUUCUUUGUGUAACACUUAUUUAAGUGAUGAGAAAAAUAAAAUAUAUAUACUUACCUGCAUACAACAAUUGUGGAGAUACGCAAAAGGAAAUUAUUCCACAAAUUCUGUUGUUAUUUUUUAUUUUUCUGGUCAGAAUAAUGCAUAUUCCACUAGUUUUAGUUAAUUCACGUUUGACUUGGGUUGGGUAAUAUUAUCAACCAUAAUUAAUUUUGCGAGUUACUGUAUUGUUUACAUACUAUGUAUUUUUAUUAUUAUUGUCAAAACCGAUCGAGAUUCUAUUUAUCAAGAGAAAUAAAUAUAACUAUGAGAAAA
Trichoplusia ni (cabbage looper) is the source of this 1693-nucleotide messenger RNA. RefSeq names its product small integral membrane protein 14. The transcript has 4 exons. The record is from RefSeq and is a predicted model, not a curated record. NCBI's taxonomy places the organism in Eukaryota, Metazoa, Arthropoda, Insecta, Lepidoptera, Noctuidae. The coding region runs from base 136 to 438 and encodes 100 amino acids. Gene Ontology annotation, cellular component: endoplasmic reticulum.